UUCAUGUGAAUCUUUUUUCUGUUUUUUAAUUUCUGGCUUAAAGCCUCUAUCUCAUCAUCAAGGUGAUCAGAUUGCCACAGAUUGCUUUGCCUCCCGGUGACUAACCAGGCUGGCUUCCCAGACUGUGGAGUGCAUACUCAUUGAAGUGCACACCGUCUAAAGUAGAUAGCAAAGCUCUGGACGGAAGCUCACAUCCAGGUUUGCUGUAACCUACCUACCGUAGCUGUAAUGACACCAGCCCUCAGAGAGGCAGCAACAAAAGGUCAUGGUAUCCACUUGUCACCUUCUUUGUCCUCUAGAGCUAUGGAGUCUGAUACAGCUUUGUGCGUGGAAAAUUCCAGAGCAGUGGAAGAGAAGAUAAAAGAGGACUCCAUCGCACAGAUUACGUGCUCAGUCCUGGGGUUCUCCACUGCUGAGCCCAACCUCAGGAAUGAUAUCUUCAGCAUGCAGCAUUUUGGUUCUCCACCGUCCUCCAAGCACUAUCAGUCUGUCUUGUUAAUGAGCACCAAUCCUGCCUUUAGCAACAGAACCGGGAAGCAGGCGAAAGCAGGAGAGCCCAGCUGCUCCAAGGUGAGAAAUUCAUUCCAUAAUGGUGCUGACACAUCAUUUGCCCAGAUCAGUCAUUCACAGCCUGAGCAACAGGUCAAAGGAGAAACAUUUUCAGAGACCACAUCUCCCAGUUUGGCAGAAAUGCAGAGGCUUUUGGAUUCCAAUGUACCUGAGUCCAGUAACACAGAAGAAAUGCAACUUUCAAAUGGUAAAUGGUACAAGAAGAAUGGGUUUUUGGGUAGGGCUUUGGAAGUCUGCACUGAAACAAUAAAAGGGGAUUUAUUACACCAAAUUCUUCACGGGCCUUCAGAAGGGAUUUUGAGCUGCACCCAGGAGGAGGUGAGUGCUCGCUUACUCCAGUGUGUCACCAAGCAACAAAUGGAAAUCAGUCGUGCCAAAAGAACUCAGAAACGUUUACAAAUGCUCCUGGCCAAACACGUUAUCAAGCACUGUGAUCAGCAGCUGAAAUGCUUCGUGAAACAUCAGCUACAGAGAAUGAAGGUUUUCCACGAGCCAACCAGAUUUUUGAGCAGUAGCUCCCUCAGGUGCACUGAAGGUUGGCCAGAGAACAACGCAACUGCUCUGGGGAGUAGUUUGAGUGUGGAUGUACAGAACGGAGUUAGCGUUGCCCCCGGGGAAGUCCGGGGGUUUGCACUUUCUGCUGGGGGGCUGCUGUCUCGCGUGGAGCAGGAUCUGGACUCCGAUGCCACAUGCAGCAGCUCAGAUGACGAUGGUGAGGAACAGACUGUAAGAACAACGGUGGAAGCCAGCUAUACUUCUGAAUGGAAGUGGCUUGCAGACAGAGCUAGAAUUGGCAGCCGCUGGACAUGGCUUCAAGCCCAGAUUUCAGAACUAGAAUACAAAAUCCAACAACUAACUGACCUUCACAGGCAGAUUCGUGCCACCAAGGGGAUGGUGAUCAUAGAAGAAUUCCCAUUUCCAAAAGACAUUUUGAAGAAGCAAAUGCAAUUGACAGACCAAGAAGCUUUAUUAAACGCCACAGGGAACUCGCAAGCUGCCAUUGAGAGACAGGAUGACUUUGAAAUGUCACCCAGCAGCCCUACCCUGCUUUUACAAAACAUAGAGAAACAGAGCGCGCAGCUGAGUGAAAUCAUCAGCAACCUAAUUGCUCCACUCAACCUGGCUCCAGCUUCUUCAGCCCUCUCAUCCAAGCCCUGUCAGCACAGGCAGCUGGUCAAUGGCAUCUCCUUCAGAGCUUCAGACAACAGGGAGGUCUCCUCUUCCAGCAGCUGUUUGCUUGAUCAUCAGCACAUCAAGAAAAGAAGAAGAGAGAGGACAAGGCUGAGCUCUCUCUCUGUGACUAACAUGAGCACCUCUGCCCGAACGAGGCCGCUUCACAGUUUCCAGAAGAGGAAGCUCUACAGAAUGCACAGUGCCUGUUACUGGAACCAGCAGACUUGGCCAUCUAGAGAUGCCUCCUUUGCACGCAAAGCUGGGUCAGGCUGCACGGUACCAGCCUCCCCGUGGCGCAGCAGUGGGGACAGUGCAGAGCCCAGGCUGCUGGACUACGUGCAAGAGCUGGACUCUUCCUUUCAUCCUGUCCUGUCACUCCCUUCAGAUGUCCCUCUUCAUGUGUACUUUGAAACGCUAUUAAGGAAGGAUGACAUCAAAGGAGAGCCUGUUGAUACCUCAGCUCUGGGAGUGGAACUUCAAGUAUCUUCUGACAACAACUGUAACCAGCACCGAGCUUCUGCCAAGCAGUGGAGUGGUGCCUCUUUGUCUAGUGCCAGGUCUGGAGCGUCUGAGCAGCUGUCAGAAGGACGAAAGAAAAGGCAUCUGAGCGAGACAGCAGUAGGCGAUCGGAACGGCAGGCUGGAGGCACACUCCCUCCAGCAGGCGGAACCAGAGACCCAGGGCGCUUUGGCUGCCGCCGCCAACGCCAGCACCGCUGCUCGGCCCGCCCACGCCACAGCCUCGCAGCAUCACUCCAGGAGGAGGCUGAGAAGUGAGAGCUCCUACGACAUAGACAACAUUGUCAUUCCAAUGUCCCUGGUGGCACCGUCGAAGCUGGAGAAACUGCAGUACAAAGAAAUCCUUACCCCAAGCUGGAGAGUCGUUGAAAUUCAGCCUUUAGAAAAGUCUGCAGAUGAAGAAGAGGUGGAAGAUCUGUCAGAUGAAGCUUUCUCCUUACGCCACACCAAGUAUGAAGAGAGGGAGCGAGCGAGGUGGUCGCUGUGGGAGCAGAGCCGCUGGCCCAGGAGGAAUAGCAGGUCUUACAGCAGAAACGCCGAGGGCCGACACAGCCACGAUGCGGCGCAGAGAGACCAGCACAGCAGCUCCUCUGCCUCGCUGCACCCCUCUGCUGAGCUGCCUUCUGACUCCGCUUCGGAAGCCCAUGGCUCUGCUUGCUCAGGCUCUACCCAGCUCUGCAGGGACAGCCAGGAAGCAAAGUCUGGCUUGUGGGAGCUCCGAGUUUUUCCACUGACUGAUGAAGAGGCAGAAGCUCUGCUGAGCCAAGACCAGGCGAGGACUCGGACUGAAACGGCAGGUGCAGCCCUCCCCAGUGACUCUCUCUGCACUCCACCCACGGCCGCUGGCCCGCCAGACAACGGCCACCCCCCCAGAAAGCAGCCCGCCGAGGAGGCAGGAGAGCAGGAGAAGCUCUGCCUGGGCAUCAGCAGCAUGAGAAAACAAAGGUGACAGGGAAUAAGGUGGUUCAUUAGGAAAGCCAAUUAAGGUGGACAAAAGCGUAAGGUAACAGCUCUCUGUUCACACGGCAUACGACAGCACCAUCCAAAGCCUGUCCGUUAGCCGUGCGUAAUGUUUGUCUUCUUUCUUGCUUUGUAACAGGCAGGAUAAAUCCCAAAGACAACACUUUGCUUCUUCCUGACCCCCAGGAGAAAGUAAUUGUUUGAAGCUGGAAGUCCAGUGUUCCCCGUGUCGGGAGCGGGCGCACACAAAUUGCUGGCACCGUUCGCUUUCUGUUGUCACCUUGCCACAGUUCUUCAUAGGCAUCUCUUUCUGUUCCGUUAGUUUUCCAAUGCAGUUCUGGUUCCAGAGGGUUCUGGCACGGCAGGAUGUGCUGCCUGCCUUACCCAGCCACUUCAGCUGAGCACGGAGAAACUCAAACAGGAGUGGGGAGAAGCAGCAGGCUCAGAUCAUUCUCCCACGUGGCGUGAGCACGGGGCGGGGGUCAGCCUCUCUAAGUGCGUGUGUGUGUGAGCCACGCCUGAGACAAGGGGAGGUGAGAGCCAGCAGGCUCAGAGCAUCCAGCUCACAUCUCUACUCUGCUCUCAGUAGUGCCAGGGCACCUCUCAGAUAGGUGUCCCUCAAGCAAUAAGCUAGAACUAGAGCACUGCAUUUCAAUAGGCAACAUAUCUGCUACUCAGACAAUAGGGUUUCUGCUUCAGCCCUGUGGGUACAGAGACAGAGGGGAAGAGGAGUCGAGUCAGAUCAGUGGAAUGUUAUUUUGGGUCAUCUUCCUUCUCUAGUCCUUCAGUAGCUAAUGAGGCUCAGAAUAUUUUGCUUUAAUAUGUUAAAGACAAAGUCUUGCUCCAGUAUCUGUACAGUGCCUUGCAAGAGUCUCAGAGGUAUGCCAGCAUUUGGUGACUAGCUGAAAAGGAAAAGAUGAGUGAUGUCUAGGAGACCAAUAAAGUUAAAAAGCCCCAAAGCCUUCCAUUGUGAUUCUGGCUAUGAGUUUUCGUUUCAGAGUGAGGAAACCAAAGCAAGUUGUUUCAGCUUGCCCCCAAACAACAGCCUAGUUGGGAAUGCAUCUGCCAUCUCAAGCGGCAUUCACGGAGAUUAAGCACUGAAUGUAGCUGCAAGCCAGCAACAGGAGGUUUUUCUGUGUAGGACAGUGGAAGGCAAUUUAAUAGAAGCCUCUGGUUUGGUGCAGAAUUUUCUUCCACCUCUAACACCUGGAAUGGCCCUGCCAGGUGACCCAGUUCUAACGUCCAUUCAAAUCUCUGGUGGGUCACAGUUGGAGGAGGUGGAGGCUGGCGGCUGGAGCCAGCUGAGCGGAGGCUCCACACUACAAACUAUUGCUACAUUGUAGUUUAUUGCACAUUCUGAGUAUUUUUUAAAACACUUUUUUAACACUGGUUUGUCUUAAACUUGAAUCUUGCUUCAGUGUCUGAUACAAUAAUCUUUGAUGCAAGGUGGGGUUUGUAAUUAAAAGUUAUUUCUAUA
Pogoniulus pusillus (Red-fronted tinkerbird) is the source of this 4698-nucleotide messenger RNA. It is a transcript of the gene KANSL1L, whose product is annotated as KAT8 regulatory NSL complex subunit 1 like. Gene Ontology annotation, molecular function: histone acetyltransferase binding. Gene Ontology annotation, cellular component: NSL complex. The transcript has 15 exons. The coding region runs from base 229 to 3210 and encodes 993 amino acids. Lineage: Eukaryota; Metazoa; Chordata; Aves; Piciformes; Lybiidae. The record is from RefSeq and is a predicted model, not a curated record.